Bipolaris sorokiniana ND90Pr is the source of this 909-nucleotide messenger RNA. RefSeq lists its product as uncharacterized. The record is from RefSeq and is a predicted model, not a curated record. Gene Ontology annotation, molecular function: oxidoreductase activity. Bases 1 to 909 code for a protein of 302 amino acids. The transcript has 2 exons. NCBI's taxonomy places the organism in Eukaryota, Fungi, Ascomycota, Dothideomycetes, Pleosporales, Pleosporaceae.
AUGACAUCCCUUCAUUUCACUCUGGACGACAUCCCAAGUUUGUGUGGCAAGCGAGUCAUCAUCACCGGCGCAUCCUCUGGCAUUGGACUCGCUGCAGCUCAUCUUUUCGCACAGAAAGGAGCAUGGGUCCUCAACCUCGAUAUCAACCCGCCUCCAGGCGAACAGCCGGAGGGAAUUGAGUUUUAUCAAUGCGAUAUAUCAAGCUGGGCCAGCCUUCUGGGUGCCUUUCAAUAUGCUGGCAACAUUGACAUUGCCGUUUCCAACGCAGGUGUUUCAGAAGAGGUCGAUUAUUUCGCCGAUACUUUUGAUCACUCGACCGGAGGCCUGAUUGAGCCCGAGUAUCAGGUAUUGGAUAUCAACCUCCGCGCGGUUGCAAACUUUAUCAAACUCUCGAUCAGCCAUUUCCGUCGCCGUGCAUGCCAAGGGAGCAUUGUCAUUACCUCCAGCGCGACGGCAUAUGCGCCUGAACAGUCCCUUCCCGUAUAUAGUGGGUCUAAGUUAGCUCUUGUAGGAAUAAUGCGCGCGCUAAGGUCCUUAUUGGCCAAUGACAACAUCACAAUAAAUUGUGUUGCACCCGCCGCCACCAUCACCAGCUUACUGCCUCAACACUUAGCGGACCCCAUCAUUGCUGCUGGCCUUCCUGUAAGCUCGGCUGACUUUGUUGGACUUGCUGUCGUGUACUCUGCUACUGCGACGCAGCAGCAUACGGUCGAGCUUUAUGGAAAAGACAGUCUUAGCCAGGCGAAGAAGCCAUGCCGCUGGAAUGGACGAACGAUCUUAACCUUGGGGGACCGAUACACGGAGCUUGAAGGGCCCAUAGCAUCCCUGAGGACCAAAUGGUUUGGGCUAGAGAACACAGAACUCACUCGCCUGCAACAAGCAGCUACUGAUUUUCGGUUUGACGGUUAG